This is a messenger RNA of Perognathus longimembris pacificus (Pacific pocket mouse), 893 nucleotides long. Its product is annotated as sulfotransferase 6B1-like. NCBI's taxonomy places the organism in Eukaryota, Metazoa, Chordata, Mammalia, Rodentia, Heteromyidae. Gene Ontology annotation, cellular component: cytoplasm. Gene Ontology annotation, biological process: sulfation. The record is from RefSeq and is a predicted model, not a curated record. The coding region runs from base 1 to 858 and encodes 285 amino acids. The transcript is spliced from 6 exons. Gene Ontology annotation, molecular function: sulfotransferase activity.
AUGUCAUCUGAGAACCAGUCCAGCGACCUUCACAAAUUCAAGGGCAUCCUGUAUCCCUCCCUGACGUCAGAGGAGCUGCUGAAUUCUUUGGAUUCCUUCGAGGCAAGAGAAGAUGAUGUGUAUCUGGUGUCUUAUCCCAAGUCUGGCACCCACUGGGUGGCAGAAGUCAUUGAGAACAUUGCCAGUACGAGACUCAUGCUAACACCCCCACUGGAGCUUGGAGACAUCGCCAUGUUCGAGGAGCUGAAACUGUAUUCGAAGAGAAGAAUGAUUCCCACGCACCUGAGCUAUGAAAUGCUGCCCGGGACCAUCAAACAGAAGCAAUGCAAGAUUAUCUACAUCGUGAGAAAUCCAAAGGACACGGCUGUUUCUCUCUUCCAUUAUUAUCGAAACAACCCCAAUCUCCCUGAUGUGGAUUCGUGGGCUGGAUUUUUCGAGCUGUUCCUCAGAGGAGAUGUUGUGUACGGAUCCUGGUUUGAUCACGUUUUAGGCUGGGAAGACCACAGACAUGAGAAAAACAUUCUAAUUCUCUACUAUGAAGAUAUGAAGAAAGAUUUUUCUAAGAGCUUAAAGAAAAUCACCACAUUUCUGGGCAUGGGUAUGAAUGACAGUGAGAUUCAUAAGAUCGCGUGGAAAACGUCCUUCAGUGAGAUGAAGAAUAAUGCCAGCAAAGAAAACUCUGACUCCAACCACACGAUCUGUGCUCUGACCUCCGACAGGAAGCUGGUCUUUAGGAAAGGUGUGGUGGGGGACUGGAUCAACUAUUUUACUCCCAAGCAGAAGAAAGUGUUUGAUGAACUGUUCGUAGAGCGAAUGAAGCAGAGUGAGGUGGCAAGACACUUGAAGGAAUAUUCUUAAUGGCAAAGAGCAACGACAACCAUUUCUACUCUGCC